Messenger RNA from Tachysurus fulvidraco (yellow catfish), 2180 nucleotides. Its product is annotated as S100P-binding protein. Bases 198 to 1457 code for a protein of 419 amino acids. The record is from RefSeq and is a predicted model, not a curated record. NCBI's taxonomy places the organism in Eukaryota, Metazoa, Chordata, Actinopteri, Siluriformes, Bagridae. Gene Ontology annotation, molecular function: calcium-dependent protein binding. The transcript has 6 exons.
UUUGUGCACGUGGCUACACAAAUCAGCCAAUCGCAAGCCACGCUGUGCGCGAAACUAUAAAUAGGAGCGCGUCCGAUUUCCAAAUCAGUACGUUUUAAAUUUCUUCUGCAACGGUAGAAAAUGUGCUAAACUCGAUAGUGUCCUUAGUUUCAGGUGCCACGACUCCUGUGUAAAAUUAUCGCUGUAUAGUUUCCCUGAUGGCAGACAGAAAGGAGCCCAUAAAGGCCACUUCCUAUAAAGGUGGCUCAGAUAAGAAGUACUUUCCGCACUUGAAGCCCCUCUCCGUCUAUUCUCGCAUGGUCUAUUGCAAAGCCUUCGGUUCAUGUUCGGGCAAUCGGUCAUUGAGUCCUGACAAACCUUCUUGGACCUUGAAAGUAGAGUUCGAUAACAGCAGGGCGUCUGUUGGACGCAAGAGACGAUUGGAUGAUUCAUGCCUCGAUGAUACGUACGACACCCCACCGAAAAAACCCUGCCUUGACAAACGCUCUUCUCCAGAUUCAGCCUCCGUUUUGGAGUGCUCGCUAGGCACCCAAACCGGAAGCGAUGAAGGCUAUUUUACUAAAUCGUUUUUCACACCUGAACCAGGGGGGAAAAAAGACACAACAGAAGGCGAGGAGGAGUUGAAUUUUACAAGAUCAUAUAAAAGGACGAUCCCAAUCGCAUCCACCCCGUUGCACAAAUCUAGGGAGUUUGUUAGGCGAACUCCAUUAAGUCCUAAGCUAAACUUAGAGAAAGAGAGCUGGUCCUCACCUGCAAUAAUUCGCCAGCCUGCAAAAGACUCCUCGGCCAUUUCCUUAAGUGCGUAUGUGAAUUUGGCCGCUGAUUAUACAGAAGCAUCAACCACAAUCCCUUUCUUGAGCGUUAACGAGGGUAAAGAGUCUAACAUACCGCGUCUAGGCACCACGGCGAUCCACAAGUCGUUGGUGUGCCGCGAUCAGGAGAAGCACACCACUGCUAUCCAGGUGAGGGAGGAUGUGCGGUCGGUCAGUCAGCAGCAAGCUGCCUCUGACAUUCAAGUGAUGUUCAGGGAGGAAAUGGACUCCGAAGACAGCUUCAACGACUCGCUGCCUCUUCAGGUCCAGGUGAAAUCAAAGGUGGUUUUGCCCAAUAAACAGCAGCCAGAAGCAGUCAAAGCACCAGCACACCAACAGCCAGAGAAGAAAGCAGCAUCCGAUGGGCGAAGAAAUGGUUUCAGAGAUGUCCCAAGACCGGUGGUGUUGUAUAGAGAGGAGGACUGGGAGAAAAGGAAGGAGGUGUACGUCGACUCAGUGACGAGACACAUAACCGAUAACGUGAAAGAUGGUGUAAUGACUGAGCUUUUUCAUCUCAUGAACACCGUAGCCAAUCAGGAUAGAGGAGGCGAUGGGAGAAAGUGGCAGCACCCUUCAGACCUCACGCGCAGGUACGCUGACAACGUAGGAGGCAAAGAGCAUGCUGAUAAACUACCGGUUGCGUAACACCGGUCGCUUGCUAUCGUUGGACGAAUGGCAGAUCCUGAACUUUCGUAACCAUCGCCGCUUUGUUAAAGUGCCUCGGGUGUUCCGGCGAAGCUCUGUGCGCUGAUUCUUUACAGCAAAGCGAACGUCGCACCCUCCCCAGCCCCAAAUCCCUGGUUUUCCUUCUGUGUUUGACACUGAACUCGAGCCUCUUUUCCAUAUUCAACAUGGACCCAGUGGGGACCUCAUGUGGUCUCAUGCACUUCUCUUUGACUUAAUUGUGUAUUUUAAAAAAAGUGUGUUGUUUUUGAAUACUUUGUGUCGUGUGUGUGUGUGUGUGUGUGUGUGUUAGAUUUUAGUUGUUUGUGGUUUGUCACUGAUGUAACAUUACAAAUUAGCAGCGUUCUCAUAAUAAGAAAUGAAGCGAUUUCCGAUUCUGCCUUUCUUCAGGCAUCUGUGUUGUAAUUUCCCUUUAACCAUAUUUACACAACGAUGUGAUGUUUAUCCCUGUGUUCUGAAGUAAGUACCUCCAACAGCCACUUACAGAAGUACCUAGAUCCUGCACUCUUGUACUUACAUUUCCCUUUGGACUUUCUGGAUCUGUCCCUUGUUUAUUUUUGUGGAUUCCUGUAUACUUGUUUGUACAAUUUGCAGGUUCGUUGCUGUGUUCACUUUUUUUUCCUUUGCACUUUUUGUCGCUCGUUCGAUUUCAAAGGAAAAUUAAAUUAUGGAAAGUCUUUUUCA